Molecule: messenger RNA, 5990 nt
Organism: Chelonia mydas (Green sea turtle)
Lineage: Eukaryota; Metazoa; Chordata; Testudines; Cheloniidae
Gene: ATF2
Product: activating transcription factor 2
Exons: 15
Coding region: 319-1782 (487 amino acids)
Biological process (GO): regulation of transcription by RNA polymerase II
Molecular function (GO): DNA-binding transcription factor activity, RNA polymerase II-specific; cAMP response element binding
Source: RefSeq, a predicted model, not a curated record
UGGGGGGAAUGUCAGUGAGUUAUCGCGAGAAGGGACGGAAGCCUGUUGGGGACCGGGCCUUUAAUGUGCGGUUCGACCCAUCUGCUCGGGAGACCCCCGCCCCCACCGCGGCCUGUGGCCCCCGCCGCCCGUAGAGCCGCGAGGUCCGGGCCGGAGCCAGCGCGGAGGAGAGCGUUACCCGCCCCCGAGGAAUCUGAGAGAAGCUGUUCCAGCCCCUCCAGUUCAUUGCCAUGAAAAGGAGAAUGUGAUUAAACUGCUCACCUUAUGAAAUUUGGCUUACAUGUGAAAUCUGCCAGGUAAUACAAAGACCUGUGGAAUAUGAGUGAUGACAAACCCUUUUUAUGCACUGCCCCUGGAUGUGGCCAGCGUUUUACCAACGAGGAUCAUUUGGCUGUCCAUAAACAUAAACAUGAGAUGACACUGAAAUUUGGUCCAGCUCGUAAUGACAGUGUCAUUGUGGCUGAUCAGACACCAACACCAACUAGAUUCUUGAAGAACUGUGAAGAAGUGGGUUUAUUCAAUGAACUAGCAAGUCCUUUUGAAAAUGAAUUCAAAAAGGCUUCAGAAGAUGACAUUAAAAAAAUGCCUCUAGAUCUAUCUCCUCUUGCAACACCAAUCAUAAGAAAUAAAACUGAAGAGCCUUCAGUUGUGGAGACAACUCAUCAGGAUAGUCCUUUACCUCAUCCAGAGUCCACUACCAGUGAUGAAAAGGAAGUGUCACUUCAGCAGACUGCACAGCCUACAUCAACAAUAGUUCGUCCAGCAUCACUGCAGGUUCCUAAUGUAUUGCUAACAAGUUCUGACUCAAGUGUUAUUAUUCAGCAGGCAAUACCUUCACCAACUUCUAGCACUGUCAUUACCCAGGCUCCAUCCUCCAAUAGGCCAAUAGUACCAGUACCAGGUCCUUUUCCUCUGCUGUUACAUCUUCCUAAUGGACAAACUAUGCCUGUUGCUAUUCCUGCCUCAAUCACAAAUUCUAAUGUUCAUGUCCCUGCUGCAGUUCCACUUGUUAGACCUGUCACCAUGGUGCCUAGUAUCCCAGGAAUCCCAGGGCCCUCCUCCCCACAGCCAGUGCAGUCAGAGGCAAAAUUGCGAUUGAAAGCUGCCUUGACCCAGCAGCAUCCUCAGGUCACAAAUGGAGAUACUGCCAAGGGGCAUGCUAGUGGAUUGAUUAGGACUCAGUCAGAGGAAGCCCGACCACAGUCAUUACAACAGCCUGCUACAUCAACUACAGAAACACCGGCUUCCCCAGCUCAGCCCACACCCCAAACCCAAAAUACAGGAGGUCGUCGAAGAAGAGCAGCAAACGAAGACCCUGAUGAGAAAAGAAGGAAGUUUCUAGAGCGAAACCGUGCUGCUGCUUCAAGAUGUCGACAAAAAAGAAAAGUGUGGGUGCAGUCAUUGGAGAAGAAAGCAGAAGACUUGAGCUCACUAAAUGGUCAAUUACAGAAUGAAGUCACCCUGCUGAGAAAUGAAGUGGCACAGCUGAAACAGCUUCUUCUGGCUCAUAAAGAUUGCCCUGUAACCGCCAUGCAGAAGAAAUCUGGCUAUCAGACUGCAGAUAAAGAUGACAGUUCUGAAGACAUUUCAGUGCCAAAUAGUCCACAUGCAGAAGCUAUUCAGCAUAGUUCUGUCAGCACUUCCAAUGGAGUAAGUUCCACCUCCAAGGCAGAAGCCGUAGCCACGUCCGUUCUCACCCAGAUGGCGGACCAGAGUCCAGAGCCAGUGCUUUCACAGAUCGUUAUGGCUCCACCUUCCCAGUCACAGCCUUCAGGAAGUUGAUUAAAAACUUGCAUUGCAACAGUUUCUUAGAUAUACAUUUGUGACUUUAAAGGGAAAUCAAGACCAGUCUCCAUCUAAAAAAAUAUGUAGCUUAAAAUUACUCAUUUUUAAAAUUUAAAUUUAAAUUUGGCUUUAGAGAUGGGCAGAUGAAGAGGAGACUGAACAGCAGUUUCUAGUCUCCUUGCAGAAGAUGGAUUUUUUUUAAAAAAAAAAAAAGAUGAUUUACUAGUUAUUUUCUGUGCUCAAUGUGUAAAGUGUGUGUAAAGUACAAUGUGGUUUAUUUCACUUUUAAUUUGGUAUUAUUUCAACCAACUUUGGGGUGAAAUAUUAAAGCUCAUCCCCAAGACUGUGAUAGUAAUAUUAUGUGACAUUUUAUACCAAAGUUCUGCAUAGUCCCUAUUGACUUUGUAAUGUUGGCAAGGUCAUAAAGCACUAGGCAAGAGAAAAAGACAGUAAUAGUACAUUUGCUUUUAGUCUUUUUGCCUUUUUAUUGUUUUGCACAUUAUGAGAGAGAGAACAUUGGGAGAAAAUGUUUGCUUUGUAUCAUGUGUAGCAUUUUGUUUGGCUUAUUAACUGUUUUGUUUGUUUGGUGUUUUUUUUUUAAAUUGUUUAACAGGGCCAGUAUGGUGUAGGGACAUACAGUACUUUUGUGCACAUACCUAAACUAGAUGAGGGUCAUUACUAACUAGAUUUUCUUUAAAAACUGAUGCCAAUUUUUUCAACACUUUCAUUUUAAAGCGGGAGCUUUAUUUCUGCUGUCAAAACAAUGAUCUACAAUUACCCUUUGUUGGUAGGCUAGUAGAAAACAGUAAAAAGAUAUUGUACAAUACAGGGUUAUCAAAUAUGGAAUAAUUUUCAUAGCUAGCUUGAUACGUUGUGGAUUUUUGAAUCACAGACUAAGGAGUUUACUCAUACACGAGUAUGGAUGCCAGAAAAGCCUAAAAAACCUUUGUUAAACACUUUUUCCCUUCUUCUUUAUCAUGGUCUUGUAUUUGCAAGCUAACUUGUACUUAAUUCUUGUGUAAGCACUGUCAUCUUUUAGUAGCAAAAUUUUGAUACCUUUCUUGUGGAAAAAUCAGUAUCUACCAUAUCUUGGAAACAAUGUAAUUAUAAUGUGGCGUGUAUGUGCGCGUAUGUGUGUGAGGAUGGUUCAGUAGUUUAUGCCAGCAGUCUUUGCUUGAAUGUUUAAAGAUGCCUUCAAUGUGAUGCUGGCUGAUAGAUUGCAGUUUAAAAAUGUUAUUUACAGUGUGAACUUGGAUAACUAACAUUCCAUGAUGUACGUUUGUUUCUGAUGAGAUGAUUGUAGGUACACUUUUUCUCAUUAUCCAGUCGUCUGUAGGAUAUUGAGUUUUUUAAAUGUGCCAUUACCUAUUUGGAUUCUGUACUCAUGUUCAAAAUACAGUACAAUAUUUUACAACAGAUUAUGUUGGGGGGAAAAAAGUAGAUGUGUGCUUUCAGGUCAGAAAACUUCGUAUAAUAGCAAAAGAGUAGCAAAUUUUGGCAGUAAGACAGGAUUCCAUUAUGUAUAUAACAAAGAUUUAAUGCAUUUAUAAUGGGUUGUGUAGUUCAUUUUCUCUUCCUUCUCCAUGCUACACUGUUUUAAAUCUCAGUGCUAUCAAAUUCCUUAUGAGAUUCAUUUUUAAAUCUAUGAAAUGUAAUUGGUAAUACAGAGGAAGAACAUAAUUUGUAUAAUAUACAAUCAUACUAUAAUCAAAACUGGACAAAGACAUAUCUGAAUUGUGUGUAUGUCAUUUCAGUGCUGUAAGUGUGAAAAUAGGAAUUCUAAAUAUUUUGUAUUUUAAAAACAAGGAAGUAAUUUUUGAGUUGAUAAAUCCAUAUGUUUAAAUACUUUUACAAGUUUCAUGGGGAAAAAAGUUAGUUACUAAAAAAUUCCGCAGUGGUAAAAUAUACCAUAAGUCUUGUGAGAAGGGAAUUUAUCUCAAAGGCACAAAAUGUGAAUUACACAGGAAAGCUAUACAGUUACUAUGUUUCAUUGUAAUUUUGGUGAACUAGAUAAAACCUCAUUGGUUACAAUAUCAUUCUCUUUCCUAAACACUAAGGCAUUUUUUAUCUUAUUUAUGCAAGUGAUUUUUUUUUAAUAAAACUGUUGUGCCUGUAAAAUAAGUCUACAUAGGUGUGAGGAGACAUGUAAGCAUUUAACGAAUGGGGUUGGGAAAAGAACCAUAAUAAACAUGUCUGUGUUCAGCAAAUAGAGAAAACAGUUAUUAGUUGUACAACCAUGAAUUCCGUUUUGAGACGUGUCACACUACUUCUGUACUUAUCAUUUCAAGUCUUUACAUUUUAAUGUUUCACAAACUGUACUGUUUUCUUUUAUGUGCAAUUUGCAUGAGUAAAUCAUCAGAGAAUAAUCUUUAAAUUAUGUUCCUAUUUUAAUGAAAUUACAACUGUUCUAAAAAGGUAGUGGUGUACUCAGACUUCUUUCUCUAGGGUUUUUUUCUCUAAUGGUUGUUAGCAUUUAUGUGGAACUCACCACUAGAGUGUCAGUGUAACGUUAGAUAAACAUAGAAGAACAUCCCUGUCUUCUAGAGAAGGAGUCAAAUUCCAUUCCUCUACCCUUGGAUUCAAACUACUUUGUUUAGAGGAAUUAUUCUUCCAUCAUUAGUUCCAGGAGCAGAAGAUGGACAUCAGAAAGGAGUCUUGCAACAUGACCCGUAGGUCACUGAUGUGGUUCAACCUGAUUUCUGUUGGCAGUGAGUUCCAUAGCAGAGUUUAAUGUUUUUUUUUGUCUCUCCGCUAAUAAUCUGUAAAGUUACAAAAGUAAUGUAAAUCUACAGCUAACUCAUAUAAUCCCUUAAUAAACACAGUAAGUAUGUAGAAAAUAGAGGUGGGCAAAUACUACAAAAAUUAUGAGCAUUCAAAUUUAAAAAUAAAAUGUUCCCCUUUUGUUUGCUUUUUCAGAACAUUUGGGUUGAUUAAGUUUUAUUCUCAUAAAUGUUUGUGGAAAGCUUAUUACAAGUUUACAUGCUCACACUGAAAGUGGUGCAUUCUGUAUGGGUCACCCCUUAAAGUAUAGAGCAGGGAUCUGCAAGGUUUGUCCCGCGGCCCGCCAGGGUAAGUCCCCUGGUGGGCCGGGCUGGACCGGUUUGUUUACCUGCUGCAUGCGCAGGUUCAGCCAAUCGCAGCUCCCACUGGCCGUGGUUCGCCUCUCCAGGCCAGUGGGGGCUGCGGGAAGCGGCAGCCAGCACAUCCCUUGGCCUGCGGGCUGCGUGCCAAAGGUUGAUGAUCCCUGGUAUAGAGAUAUGGUUCCCAAAAUCUCUCCACAGAGUGCUGAUACAGAGGCAGUAAAAAAAAAAAGCAGACAGGAACCUGACUGCAUCCUUUGAAGCUAGAUUUGCACACGCAAUUAUUUUGUGUAAAUGUGAUGAGAAAAUUCAAUUUAAAUUCUGCAUGUAGUCAUUCAUUCUUACGGAAGUUUAAUAUAGGAAAAUUGCUUCAAACAAGGGCUACAUGAUAAAGAAAGAGAAAUGUAACAUUUACUAUUCUUGCUUUUCUCCCAGAGACAUUCAGAUACCCUUUUGCUUCAUGAAAGUCCCUCCCUGAUUAUAGGAAUUAUAUUCACCACCUCAGGAAAGAGAAACAAUACCAUCAGUUUUAUGUGACAAAUCACUACUCACCAUCAUUGUUCAAAUAUUGAAUGCAGGGUCAGACCUAAGUAAAUAAUUGACUUUGUGUGUGUGUGGUUCUGGGGCCAAACUGUGUGCGGGAGUUUGGUUUGAACUGAAACUGGAUUUAUUUGUUUUUUCUUGCAGGAACAAAAAACUUGAAAACAUUUCAUUCAACCCAAAACAAAAUUUGUUCAAACCCAAAACUGUUUCGUAAUUAGCUAAAUUCCUUUACAAAAUGGAUUUAGAAAUGUCAAGUUUCAUUUCAAAAUGGUUCAAACACAGUUUUAACAUUCGGUGUCAAAAUGGCUGAAAGUUUAGACAUUUUAAAAUUUAUUUUCCAUUUCUUUUUCAGCUGUUGAUUUUCAGUAAGUCUUGGUACCCCAAGGAAGCUCUAGAAGACAGGAAGAAAGUUAAUGUGCCAAUAUUUAAAAAGGGUGAACAGGAUGACCCAGGUAAUUAUAGGCCUGUCAGCCUGACAUCAAUCUCGGGCAAGAUGAUGGAGCGGCUGAUACAAGACUUCACUGAUAAAGAAUUAAGGAAGGAUAAUAUAAUUAAUGCCAAUAAACAUGGGUUUAUGUCAAA